AUGGCUUUUAGAAGAGCUGUCUUAUUCAAAGGGAACAAAAAGAUUAUUCUUGAGUCCCUGGAAACAAAUUGCGAUCAUGAUUACAUGGAGUACUUCCAUAAGGUCCCAAAUUCUAGCCAACAUAUCCAUACUUUCCGAGUGACAAAACUGGUUUCUGCUUUUAGCAUCGAUCUCAUAGAGAAGGUAACAAAAACACAGAGACUCUAUUACAAAACCAAAAUCAAUGGGGGCUGCGAUUUUAUAAACAAUCCGAUGCUGUACAAAUUAUUUGGAGAAAGCUUCCAAAGAAUGGCGGUGAAUAGUAGUUUAUUAAGGUGUCCAAUUAAUCCGGGGGUUUAUUAUAUGAGAAUCGAUUCCCCGUCAUCGAUUACUCCCUCUAUCCAUUCACCUGGAAGAUUUCAGUUCUUGGUACGGACAAAAGCUACGAAUAGUUCUCAACCAUUCUUUCUAGAAAUGUUGUGGAAGUACAAAAUUGUUUAUAUCAAAUAA
This is a messenger RNA of Drosophila ficusphila, 489 nucleotides long. RefSeq lists its product as uncharacterized. The transcript is spliced from 2 exons. Lineage: Eukaryota; Metazoa; Arthropoda; Insecta; Diptera; Drosophilidae. Bases 1 to 489 code for a protein of 162 amino acids. The record is from RefSeq and is a predicted model, not a curated record.